AUGUCUACUGAAAACAAACAAGAAUCCAAACCAAAGCCAUGUUGCGUUUGUAUUGAUGAAAGAAAGAAAAGAGAUGAAUGUACUUUAUUGAAAGGUAUUGAAAGUGAUGACUGUAAACCAAUCAUUGAACAAUAUAAAGCUUGUAUGAACAGUUAUGGUUUCACUCCAAACCCAGUUAACAACUAG
Molecule: messenger RNA, 186 nt
Organism: Candida tropicalis MYA-3404
Lineage: Eukaryota; Fungi; Ascomycota; Pichiomycetes; Serinales; Debaryomycetaceae
Gene: COX17
Product: copper metallochaperone
Exons: 1
Coding region: 1-186 (61 amino acids)
Biological process (GO): mitochondrial respiratory chain complex IV assembly
Cellular component (GO): mitochondrial intermembrane space
Molecular function (GO): copper chaperone activity; copper ion binding
Source: RefSeq, a predicted model, not a curated record